AUGGUGUGGGGCCUCGGGGGCGGCGGCGGCGACCUUUUUCUAGUUAAGAGUAAAAAAUACUGCUACAGAGGGCCGCGCGGGGGCCUGCGGGGCAGAGGCGGCUGCGGGGGCCGCGCGGGGGCCUGCGGGGCCGAGGCGGCCGCGGGCCCGGGGGCCACGCUCCCGAGGCGGCACAGGCGGCACAGGCGGCCGCGCGAGCGCGAGGUGGCGGGGGCCGUGGGGGGAGCCGCGCGGGGCCGCGGCGCGGCGGCGGGGAUGGCGAGGGCGAUGGGCCGGGGGGCUCAGUCUCCAUCCCUAUCCCCUCCCUCUCUCUCUUCCAUCCACGGGCACAGGGAGCAGCAGGCACUCGAGCUCGGUCGGGCGGCUGGCGGCAGCGCUGCUGUAAGCAGCAGCGGGCGGGCCGCGGCGCCGGGCGGCGGCUCGCGGCGCGCGGGACGCGCGGCUGGCGAGCAGCCCCUGGCGGCGUCCAGCGGCUCUGGCGCGCGGCUUGGCCGGCGGCUGGCGGCAGCGGCGCGCUGGGCGUUGGGGCGGCCGCGGCUCGGCGCGGUCCGGGUGGCGCAAGCACGGGCGGUCCAGGCGCAGCGCGUGCAGGCGGGCAGAGCGCGGGCGGCCGCAGGUGUGGGGCGCGGCUGCGGCUUGGCGGCGCAGGAGGCGCGCAGCGCGGGGAGUGAGCCGGAGCGGCGGAACGCGGCGCCAGGUCGGGGUGGAGGCACGGCCCAGGCGGAGGCGCAGCGGCAGCAGGCGGGCCCAGGCGGGGCGGCGCUGCGCGAGGAGGCACAGUGCGAGGCGCGCGGUCAGGCCGAGCGGCGGGCGGCCCGGCAAGGCGGCGGCCGCGGCCGCAGCUCGGCGUGGCUCGUGGCAGGGGGCGCCGAGUGGUGCAGGCACACGAGCAGCAGGCGUGUGCGGGAGCAGCAGGCACUCGAGCUCGGUCGGGCGGCUGGCGGCAGCGCUGCUGUAAGCAGCAGCGGGCGGGCCGCGGCGCCGGGCGGCGGCUCGCGGCGCGCGGGACGCGCGGCUGGCGAGCAGCCCCUGGCGGCGUCCAGCGGCUCUGGCGCGCGGCUUGGCCGGCGGCUGGCGGCAGCGGCGCGCUGGGCGUUGGGGCGGCCGCGGCUCGGCGCGGUCCGGGUGGCGCAAGCACGGGCGGUCCAGGCGCAGCGCGUGCAGGCGGGCAGAGCGCGGGCGGCCGCAGGUGUGGGGCGCGGCUGCGGCUUGGCGGCGCAGGAGGCGCGCAGCGCGGGGAGUGAGCCGGAGCGGCGGAACGCGGCGCCAGGUCGGGGUGGAGGCACGGCCCAGGCGGAGGCGCAGCGGCAGCAGGCGGGCCCAGGCGGGGCGGCGCUGCGCGAGGAGGCACGGUGCGAGGCGCGCGGUCAGGCCGAGCGGCGGGCGGCCCGGCAAGGCGGCGGCCGCGGCCGCAGCUCGGCGUGGCUCGUGGCAGGGGGCGCCGAGUGGUGCAGGCACACGAGCAGCAGGCGUGUGCGGUAA
Panicum hallii is the source of this 1482-nucleotide messenger RNA. RefSeq names its product spidroin-1-like. Bases 1 to 1482 code for a protein of 493 amino acids. The transcript is spliced from 4 exons. The record is from RefSeq and is a predicted model, not a curated record. NCBI's taxonomy places the organism in Eukaryota, Viridiplantae, Streptophyta, Magnoliopsida, Poales, Poaceae.